CUUAAGCUUGUUAAUUGCAAAUAUGGGGGUCCAUCUUUUUCCUCAAAAUAAGCCGUACUUUAUUUUAAUUUCAACUCAAACAUUUUGAUAGAAGUAACCUCUUAACAUUCACAUAUUCUGUUUGAUGAUUUUUUCAUCUAAAAGCUCAAAGACAAAUGAAGCUGUUGUGAGACACUAUGAAUGACCAACCACCAUUCGAAAGGCACGACCUUUUCCCAAACUAUGUGUACAAAGACAUUGUAGUACCUCCCUUUUGCACUCCUGAAAGAUAUGCUGCACUUCACACAAAAGCUUUCACUCCCCGCAUGGAUGACAUCGUGGUGUCCACGUUCGCUAAAAGUGGUACUACUUGGUUGCAAAACAUUUUGUAUUAUCUAGUAGGCUGUCCUAAUGGACCAAUAGUUCGUUUAAAUGAAACGGUGCCUUGGUUACAGGGUGAAUCGGUGAAGUUGGACCAUAUUGAGAAGAUGAAGAGCCCAAGGGUGUUCAAGACUCAUGAUUAUUGGAGUUGGAUGCCCAAGAAAUUAAGGGAGACUGCUCGCUUUAUUUACUGCUCUAGAAACCCUAAAGAUCAAGUCGUUUUUUAUUUUCAUCAUAUGAAAACCCUAAAAUCCUUCUAUGGAGACAAAUGUGCUGACAUGACAUUUGACGAAUAUUUUAGCCAAAUCUAUAUUUAGAAAGACGUGACAGAAUUCGGACUUUGGGAAGAUCACAAUAUUGAAUGGUUAGAGCAGUCUUUGAGAAAGAACAUUUUGUAUUUGACCUAUGAAGAUCUCAAAGAAAAUACUGAGAGGGAGAUAAGAAAAAUAGCAGAGUUUCUUAGUCUUUCUGUGUCUGAAGAAUGUAUUGCUAAUACUCUAAAGAAAAGUGGAUUCAAGCAUAUGCAAAAUAGUGAAAAUGUGAACUACUCUUGGCUUACUGGCUUAAAAUCAGGAUUCCUACGUAAGGGUGAAGUUGGUGGAUGGGUUGAAUACUUGAAUGAAGAGCAAUCUGCUUACUUUGAAAAUCCCAUCGAACGAGUUAUUCAAGCUGGUGGUCAUGUUAGGUGUAAUUUAUAAGUCUUCAAAUAACGAAAAUAAUGGGCACAAUUGAAAAUAUCUUGUCUAAACAAUGAUUUACAUUCUAGUCAUAGUUGUCACUAUUUGAAUUAUGCGCACCCAAUGGACAUUAAUACAAUAUUCAUAUUCUUUAAUGUCAAUGUUUUUAAAUUUUUCAUAAUGUCAGUAUAAUUUCGUACCUGUGUGAAAGUGUUAUGUUGAGCAGCUGCCAUCUAAAUUCUAUUGAAAUUUGAAAUAGCAAGCCUUAUAUUGUUUAUAAUUACUUUCAAGUCUUACAUCAGGCUGACACUAAGGUGCAGCAAUUUUCAAUAUUAAUAAGGUCUUAGUAGCAUAAUGACUAAAUACAGCAUAAGGGUAGAAUGAAGAUUAUUUAUUCGCUGUGCUUUGUGCUGUAUAUAAAGUGCAUUAAUUCACUAUUAUUUUCUGCUCUUAUCCCUUAUUAUUAAU
This is a messenger RNA of Bolinopsis microptera, 1505 nucleotides long. RefSeq names its product sulfotransferase 1B1-like. Gene Ontology annotation, biological process: sulfation. Gene Ontology annotation, cellular component: cytoplasm. The transcript has a single exon. The record is from RefSeq and is a predicted model, not a curated record. NCBI's taxonomy places the organism in Eukaryota, Metazoa, Ctenophora, Tentaculata, Lobata, Bolinopsidae. Gene Ontology annotation, molecular function: sulfotransferase activity.